Megalobrama amblycephala (Wuchang bream) is the source of this 3507-nucleotide messenger RNA. Its product is annotated as oocyte zinc finger protein XlCOF6-like. Bases 2 to 2524 code for a protein of 840 amino acids. The transcript is spliced from 3 exons. Gene Ontology annotation, molecular function: DNA-binding transcription factor activity; RNA polymerase II cis-regulatory region sequence-specific DNA binding. The record is from RefSeq and is a predicted model, not a curated record. NCBI's taxonomy places the organism in Eukaryota, Metazoa, Chordata, Actinopteri, Cypriniformes, Xenocyprididae. Gene Ontology annotation, biological process: regulation of transcription by RNA polymerase II.
CAUGAAGAUUGAAGAAACAUUCAGAGUGAAACAUGAAGAAACUGAGGAACAAACAGACCUGAUGGCACUGAGAGAGGCAAGUCAUGAACUUAAUGAAAGGGAUGAAGAGAAAGAACAUUAUAAUUUAAUGAGUGAAGAAAAAUCAACAAAGUUUUCCUCACAAAAAGAAGCUCAAAAGACAGAAACUAAAAGUUAUUUCACCUGCCAACAGUGUGGAAAGAGUUUUGAUGAACAUAGAAACCUUCAAGUCCACUUGAGAAUUCACACUAGAGAGAGAGCCUUCACUUGCCAACAGUGUGGAAAGAGUUUCACACGCAAAGAAAUGCUUAAAGACCACAUGAGAAUUCACACUGGAGAGAAACCUUUCACCUGCCAACAGUGUGGAAAGAGUUUCAGUCGAAAAGGUAACCUUAAAAGCCACAUGAUGAUUCACACUAGAGAAAAGCCUUUCACCUGCACUCUGUGCGGGAAUGACUUCAAAUGGGAGCAAAGCCUCAGGCAACACAUGAUAACUCACACUGGAGAAAAGCCUUUCACCUGCACUCUGUGCGGGAAUGACUUCAAAUGGGAGCAAAGCCUCAGGCAACACAUGAUAACUCACACUGGAGAGAGCCCAUUCACCUGCCAACAGUGUGGAAAGAGUUUCAGUAGAAAAGGACACCUUACAGAACACAUGAGAACUCAUACUGGAGAAAAGCCUUACACCUGCCAACAGUGUGGAAAGAGUUUCAAUAGAAAAGGACACCUUACAGAACACAUGAGAAUUCACACUGGAGAGAGUCCUUUCACUUGCCAAGAGUGUGGAAAGAGUUUCAAACGUAAAUACAAGCUUAAAGCCCACAUGAGAAUUCACACUGGAGAGAGUCCUUUCACCUGCCAACAGUGUGGAAAGUGUUUCAGUAGAAAUGAAAGCCUUAAAGAACACAUGACAACUCACACUGGCGAAAAGCCUCAAUUUUUUCACUGCCAACAGUGUGGAAAGAGUUUCACACGUGAAGAAAGCCUUAAAGUCCACAUGAGAAUUCACACUGGAGAAAAGCUUUACACCUGUCAAGAGAGUGGAAAGAGUUUCAGUAGAAAUGAAAACCUUACAGCCCACAUGAGAGUUCAUACUGGAGAAAAGAUUUACACCUGUCAAGAGUGUGGAAAGAGUUUCAGUAGAAAAGGAAACCUUGAAAACCACACGAGAAUUCAUACUGGAGAUAAACCUUUCACCUGCCAACAAUGUGGAAAGAGUUUCACACGUGAAGAAAGCCUUGAAGACCACGUAAGAAUUCACACUGGAGAAAAGCUUUACACCUGUCAAGAGAGUGGAAAGAGUUUCAGUAGAAAUGAAAACCUUACAACCCACAUGAGAGUUCAUACUGGAGAAAAGCUUUACACCUGUCAAGAGUGUGGAAAGAGUUUCAGUAGAAAAGGAAACCUUGAAAACCACACGAGAAUUCAUACUGGAGAUAAACCUUUCACCUGCCAACAAUGUGGAAAGAGUUUUAGACAUAAAGGAAGCCUUAAAGACCACAUGAGAAUUCACACUGGAGAGAAGCCUUACACCUGCCAACAGUGUGGAAAGAGUUUCACACGUGAAGAAAGCCUUAAAGUCCACAUGAAAAUUCAUACUGGAGAGAAACCUUUCGCCUGCCAACAAUGUGGACAGAGUUUCAGACAUAAAGGUAGCCUUAAAUACCACAUGAGAAUUCACACUGGAGAGAAGCCUUACACCUGCCAACAAUGUGGAAAGAGUUUCAUACGUGAAGAAAGCCUUAAAGUCCACCUGAAAAUUCAUACUGGAGAGAAACCUUUCACCUGCCAACAAUGUGGAAAGAGUUUCAGACAUAAAGGAAGCCUUAAAGACCACAUGAGAAUUCACACUGGAGAGAAGCCUUACACCUGCCAACAGUGUGGAAAGAGUUUCACACGUGAAGAAAGCCUUAAAGUCCACAUGAAAAUUCAUACUGGAGAGAAACCUUUCGCCUGCCAACAAUGUGGACAGAGUUUCAGACAUAAAGGUAGCCUUAAAUACCACAUGAGAAUUCACACUGGAGAGAAACCUUUCACCUGCCAACAAUGUGGAAAGAGUUUCACACGUGAAGAAAGCCUUAAAGACCAUGUGAGAAUUCACACUGGAGAAAAGCUUUACAUCUGUCAAGAAUGUGGAAAGAGUUUCAGUCAUAAAAGAAGCCUUAUGGUCCACAUGAGAAUUCACACUGGAGAGAAACCUUACACCUGCCAACAAUGUGGAAAGAGUUUCAGACAUAUAAGAAACCUUAAAGUCCACAUGAGUAUUCACACUGGAGAAAAGCCUUACACCUGCCAACAGUGUGGAAAGAGUUUCAUUCGAAAAGAAAGCCUUAAAGACGACAUGAGAACUCACACUGAAGAAAGGCAGGAACACACCAAGCCGACAGUCAAUUGUCGGGUAGUUUUUGUACGGCCGACUAAGGCUAUGUCCACACGAAGCCAGAGCUUAUCCUAUCCAAUCUUUUUUUUUUUUUCUUGUCUCCAGAAAUGUCUGCGUCCAAAAUAAUGUCAAAAUAAUCAAAAUAAUGUAGUAUACAUGCCAGACCAGUAUGUGGUGCUGUAAUUCUGCCACAGAGAUACACUUAAAGCAGCGAAUAAGACUUAGAGCAUGAGCAUAAACCUUGCGCGCUGAAUACAAACUAUAGUGAAGAUUAAAAAUAAUGCUUUAUUUUGGCUCAGUAGCUUCUUCAGCAUGAACACAAACAUCUAGAGUCUGCUAAUGCUGUUGUUGAUGUUUUGUGCUGUUAGCGGCGUCUGACUAGGGUCAACACGUGGGGUGAUGACAUCAUCAUUUCUCAAAAUAUACGGAUAGGCUGUACAUACAAAAACGUAAAGAUGGCAUUUUCAGAUUUAUCCACUCUGGGAGCGGGUUUCAAAAAGUAGCGGUUUUACCUUCCGAAAAUGAUGGAUCCAUGUGGACAAAAUGCCUAUCGGAUACAAAAUUUGUGCAUAUUCACAAAAACAUGUCUCCAUGUGGACUGGGCCUAAGUUUUCUCAGUGUGUUCCACACCGUCGGCUGAAGUUGGUCCUCGUUGGCUGUUUUUUUUUUUUCUGGCCGAUUCGACAUGUUGAAUCAGCAUCGGAGCUCCUCGGUCCAUCUGAUCAUUCUGAUUGGCUGUUCAGAUACUGCCACCUGCUGGUUUGGAAAGGCAUCUCAUCUUACGCAGGCGAAGUCUGCUUUCAGCACCACUAGUUUGUCGGUGUCGGCUUGGUGUGUUCCUGCCUUUACACCUGCACUCUGUGUGUGAAUGGCUUCACACAGGAGUCAUUUACAUGUGGUCAGUGUGGAAAGAGUUUCAUAUUUAAAGGGGACCUUAGGGUCCACAUGAGGAUUCACUCGAAAGAGAACGAUUUUAGAAGUCGUACCUGUGGUAACUGUGCCUGAAAACCAUUCUUAAAUAAAAGUACACAUACUUUACAAUGAAAAUGACUCUGUUACAAGUUAAAAGUGACCAAUUCUAAGACAACUUGAGUAAAAGUCUUAGAUGA